AUGGACCAUGUUCUAAGUCCCGACACCACAAGACCAGAAGGAGAGAUUGCCAUUUCCAUCGACCCUAAUAUCCUUCCUGAACCCUUUCAACGUCCAACUUGGCUUCGUAUUUGUUCUAGGAUGUUGCAUCAUGUGCAUGUUGAGAGACUUCUUGUCUUAUAUACUUCGUUGAUCGGACUAGUUCAGUUGAAGUUUCAAUCAACACAAGAGUCUGCGUUUGAAACGCAUUGUUUCUUCAUGUUCAUGUCACUGGCUGCAGUAAUUAUUUUUGUUCUGUCUUACUGGAUUCUGGAUUAUACAAGUUACACGAAUCAGUUAUAUAAUUAUCCCAUCAUUCUUCAGAAAAUCUUAGUAAUUGUUGCUUUGUUCACAAUAAUUCUUGCACCUCUCUCACUUGUGCUUGUCUUGCUCGUUCCUCCAACGCUCAUGUGGAUUGGAUAUUCAAUUGUAUGUUUAAUCGUUAUAGCCAUAAUAGCAUAUAACUCUAUCCACCAUGUGACUUCACUUGGACAAAACAUGCACGCGGCAAUGUGGAAGCUCUUCAAUUAUAUCAAAGACAAGAUUGUUUGCAAAGGAAAUGUGGAGGAAUUUUAUGAAGUGCGUGACUAA
Messenger RNA from Lactuca virosa, 609 nucleotides. The record is from the annotation of a GenBank genome assembly. NCBI's taxonomy places the organism in Eukaryota, Viridiplantae, Streptophyta, Magnoliopsida, Asterales, Asteraceae.